AAUUUCUGUCUUAUUAUUAAAGGCAACGGCACAAUUGAUUUUCCUGAAUUCUUGACAAUGAUGGCCCGUAAAAUGAAGGAUACCGAUAGUGAAGAAGAAAUCCGAGAAGCCUUCAGAGUAUUCGAUAAAGAUGGUAACGGCUUCAUUUCAGCGGCUGAAUUACGUCACGUCAUGACAAAUUUGGGUGAAAAGUUAACAGACGAAGAAGUCGAUGAAAUGAUUCGAGAAGCUGAUAUCGAUGGUGAUGGUCAAGUCAAUUACGAAGAAUUCGUGACUAUGAUGACAUCAAAGUGAGCAGCUAAAUUAUUUCUUUUUAAGCUUUUCUAUGUUUUUAAGAUGUUGACGAAGACUGUAGCUGGGCGCAUUAACAACGCGCAAAUGCUGCUGCUAUGGA
Messenger RNA from Lucilia cuprina (Australian sheep blowfly), 394 nucleotides. Its product is annotated as calmodulin. NCBI's taxonomy places the organism in Eukaryota, Metazoa, Arthropoda, Insecta, Diptera, Calliphoridae. The coding region runs from base 58 to 294 and encodes 78 amino acids. Gene Ontology annotation, molecular function: calcium ion binding; enzyme regulator activity. The transcript is spliced from 2 exons. The record is from RefSeq and is a predicted model, not a curated record.